GCGCCGCGUCCUUAUCAACCGGCCGGGCGGCGUGGCUCGCGGCCACCUGGUCCGAAGAGGCGAAGUCCCGGGUGGGGCCAUGGCUCCCCGGGGCGCGGCGGCCGGCCAGGGUCCGAGAGGAGGCGGGGAGCGCUGAGCCCGGAACGGGCGGUGCGCGCGGGCCGGCGGCCGUCGGGGCGCCCAGGGAGCGCACGCGGCACCAUGCGCGCCCUCCUGCCGCCGCUGCUGCUGCUCGCCUGCGCCGCGCACGCCGUGGGAGCCCUCCCUCGGCUGUGCGCUGUGCUGCAGGUGCUGCGGGAAGAGCGGGACCAGUGUCUGCAGGGACUCGCCGAGGAGAGGACCAGGCACCCGGCCCCAGGCUGCCAGGGGCUGUGGGACAACACGAGCUGCUGGCCCUCCUCUGCGCCGGGACAGACGGUGGAAGUGGCCUGCCCGCGGUUCCUCUGGAUGCUCGUGGGCAGAAACGGUUCCAUAUUUCGGAACUGCACGCAGGGCGGCUGGUCAGAGACCUUCCCCAGGCCCGACCUGGCCUGUGGGGUCCACGUGAACGACUCCUCCAACGAGAAGAGGUACGAGUACCUCCUGAAGCUGAAGGUCAUGUACACCGUGGGCUACAGCUCCUCCCUGGUGAUGCUGCUGGUUGCCCUCAGCGUCCUCUGUGCCUUUCGGAAGCUCCACUGCACCCGCAACUACAUCCACAUGCAUCUCUUUGUGUCCUUCAUCCUGCGUGCCCUGUCCAACUUCAUCAAGGAUGCCGUGCUCUUCUCCGACGACGACGUCGCCCAUUGCGAUGCCCACAGGGUGGGCUGUAAGCUGGUCAUGGUCUUCUUCCAGUACUGCAUCAUGGCCAACUACUCCUGGCUGCUGGUGGAAGGUCUGUACCUUCACACACUCCUCGUCAUCUCCUUCUUCUCAGAAAGGAAAUGGCUCCAGGGAUUUAUUGCCCUCGGAUGGGGUUCCCCAGCCAUUUUUGUUGCUUCGUGGGCUGUCACCAGACACUUUCUGGAAGAUGUCGGGUGCUGGGACAUCAAUGCCAACGCGUCCAUCUGGUGGGUCAUUCGAGGGCCUGUGAUCGUCUCCGUCCUGAUUAAUUUCAUCCUUUUUAUAAACAUCCUAAGGAUCCUGAUGAGGAAACUUAGAACUCAAGAAACAAGAGGAAGUGAAGGGAACCACUAUAAGCGCCUGGCCAAGUCCACCCUCCUGCUGGUCCCCCUCUUCGGAGUCCACUACAUAGUCUUUGCCUUCUCCCCGGAGGAUGCCAUGGAGAUGCAGCUGUUCUUUGAAUUGGCCCUUGGCUCCUUCCAGGGCCUGGUGGUGGCCGUUCUCUACUGCUUCCUCAAUGGGGAGGUGCAGCUGGAGGUUCAGAAGAAGUGGCGGCAGUGGCACCUGCGUGAGUUCCCACUGCACCCGGUGGCCCUCGGCUCCUUCAGCAGCGGCACCAAGGCCAGCCCCUCGGAGCAGAGCCGGGGUACCUGCAGGACCAGUGUCAUCUGAGGCUGGAGCAGGGCCACCCAGACAGGCCAAGACGGGUCCUGAGGGCUGACGGCCGCCCAUCUUCCUGCCAGAUGCUGUGUGAUCGCUCCUGUGACUAUAACACCCCUCCUCCGGGCCUCGGGGCGGGGGCGUGGUGAUAAUUCCUCAGAACCGAAGGGACCUGGGGCAGGAAGAGGGCCUGGGAUUUGGGUCUGUUGAGUUUUCUGGGAAGACUUCAGGGGUCCCAGGAGGGGGCAGGGGAAUAAACGGUAACUGGGAUGAGA
Balaenoptera musculus (blue whale) is the source of this 1757-nucleotide messenger RNA. RefSeq names its product secretin receptor (gene SCTR). The record is from RefSeq and is a predicted model, not a curated record. Gene Ontology annotation, biological process: brain development; cell surface receptor signaling pathway; adenylate cyclase-modulating G protein-coupled receptor signaling pathway. Gene Ontology annotation, cellular component: plasma membrane. Lineage: Eukaryota; Metazoa; Chordata; Mammalia; Artiodactyla; Balaenopteridae. The coding region runs from base 202 to 1494 and encodes 430 amino acids. The transcript is spliced from 13 exons. Gene Ontology annotation, molecular function: peptide hormone binding; G protein-coupled peptide receptor activity; secretin receptor activity.